Messenger RNA from Mangifera indica (mango), 1261 nucleotides. RefSeq lists its product as uncharacterized. Gene Ontology annotation, molecular function: protein binding. The transcript is spliced from 7 exons. The coding region runs from base 185 to 883 and encodes 232 amino acids. NCBI's taxonomy places the organism in Eukaryota, Viridiplantae, Streptophyta, Magnoliopsida, Sapindales, Anacardiaceae. The record is from RefSeq and is a predicted model, not a curated record.
AUUUUACGGUGCAAGGGGGGCUUGUUGAUAUUAUACUUUCUCUUCAUGCGGCAAACAUGGUGGUUAAUGUUCGGAAACCCCUCUAAGGUCACUAAGUUUGCCCUCUUUGACUCAAUCUACCAAUUAUUUCAGCUUUCUUGCAGUUGAUCUAAUUGUUUGUGAGCGAGGAAUUCGAUCAAUUGUCAUGGGAGAGAUUAUAGAGGAGACCAGUCACGAUAACAAUAAACGAAGAGAUGACGAUAAUAAUGUGGAGAUCACCGUCAAAACCGUCGGCCCUGCUCGUCCUUCUCGCCUUCUCGUUGCCUCUUCAAUCAAAGUGCAUGAUUUGAGGACUUUGAUUGCCAGAAGUAAACAUUUACCAAUAGAGAAUUUGAGGCUUAUUUUGCGAGGGAACGUUUUGGUUGACAAUGAAGAUGAGGAUGACGUGUAUGUCAAACUCAGUAAUGAUGACUGUGUGAUUGCUGCUGUCAAACCAAAGGCACCUGCUAAACAUCUUCGAGAUGAUACUUAUAUCGAUGAUGAUGAUUUAGAUCUGAAGUUUCAACUCCCACAAUCAACAAGCCGGUGGAAGAAGAGGCUUUACUUUUUCCUAAAUAAUAAGAUAAAGCUUCCUGAUAUGCUUCUGAUGGCAAUUUUCUCACUCAGUCUGAAGGUGUGGGCUAUUAUCAUUCUAUGGUUUACUUUUGCACCUAUUGCACAUCGAUGGGAUCUUGGACCUUUAUACAUACUUGGGACAGCCUUUGCUAUCAUUUUCAUGAAUCUUGGACAGCGGCAACCAGGAGAUCUCAGUGCAUAUUCUAUCUUUAAUGAUGAUUUCAGAGAGCUUCCUGGGACCCUUAAUGCUGAUCGACUCGAUAGGGACAUUCGAGCAGGUCAAUUUUGAGCAUGUAAAACACCAGUUUUGAUCACAAUCAUAGAAACUAUAUAACAGUGUAUGCACAACUGCCUAGAAGUUCAACUUGAGCCAAGUAAUUAGCACAUGCUCUAGCCUGCUGUCAUUAACUAAUUAAACUGUAAAUUCUAUGGAGUAUUUUGUUGUUAUUAUUUUAAUCUUUGUAUUUCUAGCCUGCUCUCUCUGGCAUAAACCGAAAUGCUCAGGUCGUACAAUGUGUUAACCCUGUAACAUUUUCCCUGCUUUCAACCAUUGGAUAGCAUUUCCGAAGCUCGUCAGUGGCCAUUGAAUGUUCCCACAAGAGAGCAUGGGCCCUCUGUUGUAGCAGAAUUAUGGUUAAUGAUAAUGUUAACUUGUGUCAAAGGCCAA